UAUACACGCUCGUGACUUUGUUCUUAACUAUAUAAGUCGUCAUAUUUGUAUUUAAAACUUUAAAAGAGAACAUUAAAGUUUAAUGUGAUAUUAAAACCCUUUUAUUAAUAAGAGCAAUGCUUCUGCUGGAGAUUUUCGUUCUAUUGCUCUCAUUUUGUUCCAUGCCAAAGGCAGUAUCAUCAGUAGAAGUGGAAUUCAAGGCAGAAUAUUACUCAAAUGUAACUCUUGUUUGUGAUGACACACUUUUGGGCCUACCAUAUACUACCUACAAGAAAUAUUGGAUCCUACCUAACGGUACAGCCCUCCAGUGGUCCUACGAACCUGGCAAUUAUAGUAGUAGAUUUUCUGUUGGAGAAUCCCCUGGAUUUAACCUUACAAUAGCUAAUGUAGAUGAGGACGACUUCGGGUGGUACUACUGUGUUAUUCUUUGGGAUAACUAUAUCUAUCUUGUUCAUACAAUAAAAGUUGGACUUAAUGUAAACGGGGCGUUAUAUAAAGAGCUACUAGACCAAUAUCGCAAGAGUGCAAUUAUUGGGCUUAUUGCGGGGGCCGUUACGGCGACGGUGCUUGGUCUAUUUUGUUUAUUAUACUGGUGUAGAUAUAGCGAGGUUAAUACUGAAAAUGACGAAAAACGUGAAAAACUGAAUAAGUCAGACGCUAAAAAUGACACAAGUGAUGAAAAUAGCAAAACUGACACCGUUUAUGGUGAAGAAAAAGAAGCGAUAUAUGAAUUAGAUAAAGCAGUGAAAGGUUACGAUGAUGAUGCAACCGUCGCGGGUGAUGGCGAGGUUGCUAUAGGUUUGAAAGUGGCUCGUGAUGAUAGUCUUGAAGAGGAUGGUAUGCCACUUAAUCUGUUCGAACCCAUUCCUGCUGCAGUUGAAAUAACACAGCCGAAAGUAGCAAGGUAUUCCGAAGAUGAUGGCGACUGUAAUAACAUUGUACCCCCUCCUCCUCCCCCACCACUAAAUGAUUCAUUUGAAGAAACAGAUGUACACAUGCACGGAUAUCUUAACAAUGCGUUUGAUCUAGAAAAGGAUGAAUAUCCCCAAGAUAGUGAUUCUGAGACAGACAGGAAAUACUUGCACCAAGAGGACACUUUGUCACAUGAUAAAGGGCAAUAUGCUGAUGUGAAAUUUUAG
Messenger RNA from Mercenaria mercenaria, 1139 nucleotides. RefSeq lists its product as uncharacterized. Lineage: Eukaryota; Metazoa; Mollusca; Bivalvia; Venerida; Veneridae. The record is from RefSeq and is a predicted model, not a curated record. The transcript has 2 exons. Bases 117 to 1139 code for a protein of 340 amino acids.